UCCCCCUCCUCUGCGCCAUGUCCGACGACGCCGACGACUUCAGCAUCGUCGCUGCCGCCAAGGCUCCGCGUCGCAAGGGCGCCGCGGCCAGCGGCUCGUCUACCGCCGCCGCCGUCCGCCCCUCAGCCCUCUCGCCCGCCGACCAGGCCGAGCUGGCCGACCGCGACACUGAGAUCCGCGAGGUCGAGGAGCACCUGGCGCGCCUGCGCCGCGAGCGCAAUGCCUGGCUCGCUGCCGCGUCUGCCACUGCAGCGAUCGGCGGCAGCAAUGGCGCAGGCAGCAGCAAGAGCAACGGCGCGGCGGCAGCGGCGGCACAGGCCGUCGACUACUCGCGCCACGUCAGCUUCGAGUGGAGCGGCGAGCUGCUGCCGCGUGCGCGCCAGACAUGGCCCGCCGUGCAGCAGUUCCGCUUCGACCAGCAGGCAGUGUGUAAUGCGGCGCUCGACGGACGCGACACUGUCGUCGUCAUGCCGACUGGCGGUGGCAAGAGCCUGUGCUACCAGCUGCCUGCGAUCCUCGACAACGGCCUCACGCUGGUCAUCUCCCCACUCAUCUCGCUUUCGUACGACCAGUGCUUGCACCUGCGCGAGGCGGGCGUGUCGUGCGAGAUGCUCUCGAGCAUGGUGCCGCGCGAGGAGCAGACGGAGAUCCUGCGGCGCGUCAAGAGCGCCGGCCGUCUGGCGCCGGGACAGCGCGAGAUCAAGGUGCUCUUCGUCACGCCCGAGAAGGUUGCCAAGAGCAAGACGCUCGUGGCUGCGUGUCAGGGCGCAUACGGCAACGGCCGUCUCUCGAGGGUCGUGAUCGACGAGGCGCACUGCUGCAGCCAAAUGGGCCACGACUUCCGCCCGGACUACAAAGGACUCAGCAAGCUGCGCCUGCUGUGGCCGAGCGUGCCGAUCAUGGCGCUGAGCGCCACGCUUGCGCCUACGGUGCUCGAGGACGUGCGCAAGAUUCUCGGCCUCGCUCCCAUGACGCCCUUCGCCUCGGCGGCGCCGCAGCGCACCGUAUACUUCGGUGCGCCGCUGCACCGCCCGAACCUGCGCUACCGCGUCGUGCCGCGCAACACGAACGCCGAGAAGGCGGCGCAGGACAUCGUCGACUGGAUUGCGGCCGAGCAUGGCGGACACAGCGGCAUCGUGUACACGCUCUCGAAGAAAGACGCCGAGGUCAUGGCCGAGAACCUGAGCAGCCUCAGCAAGGGCCGCAUUCGCUCUGCCUGGUACCAUGCCGAUCUGGAGGACGCGGACAAGAUGCGCGUUCACCGCCGCUGGCGCUCGGGCGACAUCCACGUUGUGUGCUCGACGGUGGCCUUUGGCAUGGGUAUCGAUCUGGGCACCGUGCGCUUCGUCAUCCACGCGAGCCCGAGCAAGUCGCUCGACAGCUACCUGCAAGAGUCUGGACGCGCAGGCCGCGAUGGCGGACAGGCCGACUGCGUGCUGUUCUACCGUCCGCAGGAUGCAUCGCGCGUCGCUGCUCUCACCACCAGCGACCGUGGAGGAGAGGAGAAGCUCGCGUCGAUGAUCCAGUACGCGCAGAGCCACAAGUGCCGCAAGGUGCUGUUCCGCGAGUACUUCCGCGAUGCGUACGGCAACGGCGCGCCGUGUGGCACUUGCGACAACUGCACUAUGCCACCCGAGGUCAUCGAUGUGACCUUCGAGAGCUGGCAGCUGCUGCGUACGCUGGAGGAGGUCCAUGGCGAAGGCGGCCGUGUCACGCUGCCCGAACUUGUCAAGCUGGCGCGCGGCCUCGGCGGCGGACAGUACAACGUGCUCAGCGGCGGCGGAGGAGGCAAGCGCCGCAAGAGCAACUCGGGCCGUGGAGCUGCGCAGAGCGGCUUCUACAACGUGGAUCAGUCGGGCGGCAAGCUGGCGCUGUCGAGCGAUGACGCCGAGCGCCUCGCCACGCACCUCGUCACCCGCGCCUGGCUGUCGUGGGAGUACAACGCCACGGCCUACAGCGUCAACGUGUACGUCAAGCCGGGCCCCAACUCGGCACGCCUCACGCGUCUCGACGAGGAGGCGGUGCGCGCCGGCGAGGCGGGCACGCGCAUCGAGUUUGCGCUCAACAAGAAGACCAAGCGCGCAAAGGCGGCGAAUGGCAAGGGCAAAGCCAAGAAAGCGACCGGCAAGAAGAAGGCCUCGCCGUCGAAGGGCAAGCGCAAGCGCUCGUCUGCGUCCGACGAGUCUGCCUCCGACUCGGACUCGAUCGACUCGGACGACGAGCGCGAGGCGCGCGACGCCGACGUCAGCGCCUGGUCGGAGCCUAGCCAGCCGAAGCCCAAGGCAGGCGCGUCGACGGGCGGGCGUCGUCUGGGCGGCAAGCUGAAGCGCAGCAGCCUCGUGCCGGCCAGCGAGGCCGACGACGACGAGUGGGAGGUCUUCCAGGCCAGCGAGGCGGCUUCGUCAAGUCGUGCUGUCGCUGCUAAGCACACUGGGACCUCUCUCGGAGGAGGAAAAGGACGCGCAGAGGCGCCGAUUGAGAUUGACUGAGGGGAGGGAGAAGCGAGCUAGUCACCACCCGAGAUACCAUACACACACACCCUUCACAUCAAGCGCGCAUAAUGAGCAACCAACACCUGUCACCGCACACCACACACACCAUGUACCUGUACCACGCCCAAAUGCGACGCAACGAGCCAACUCGAUCC
Tilletiopsis washingtonensis is the source of this 2647-nucleotide messenger RNA. RefSeq names its product ATP-dependent DNA helicase. Bases 18 to 2489 code for a protein of 823 amino acids. The record is from RefSeq and is a predicted model, not a curated record. Gene Ontology annotation, cellular component: cytoplasm; chromosome. Gene Ontology annotation, biological process: double-strand break repair via homologous recombination. NCBI's taxonomy places the organism in Eukaryota, Fungi, Basidiomycota, Exobasidiomycetes, Entylomatales. Gene Ontology annotation, molecular function: ATP binding; four-way junction helicase activity; nucleic acid binding. The transcript is spliced from 13 exons.